Messenger RNA from Tyto alba (common barn owl), 920 nucleotides. RefSeq names its product protein phosphatase 1 regulatory inhibitor subunit 1A (gene PPP1R1A). Bases 64 to 606 code for a protein of 180 amino acids. The transcript is spliced from 7 exons. Gene Ontology annotation, cellular component: cytoplasm. The record is from RefSeq and is a predicted model, not a curated record. Lineage: Eukaryota; Metazoa; Chordata; Aves; Strigiformes; Tytonidae. Gene Ontology annotation, biological process: intracellular signal transduction. Gene Ontology annotation, molecular function: protein phosphatase inhibitor activity.
GGCGGCCCGGGCAGGGCCGGGAGCCGCCGGGAGCCACCGGAGCCACCGGAGCCGCCGCCCGCCAUGGAGCCCAACAGCCCCCGCAAGAUCCAGUUCACGGUGCCGCUACUGGAGCCGCACCUCGACCCGGAGGCGGCCGAGCAGAUCCGGAGGCGCCGACCAACUCCCGCCAACCUGGUCCUGAGCAGUGACCAGUCGUCCCCAGAAAUCGAUGAGGACCGGCUGCCCAACCCCCUGCUGAAGUCGGGUCUGGCCAUGUCACCCAGGCAGAGGAAGAAGGUUUCCCGCACCACCCCAACCAUGAAAGAGCUGCAGAUGAUGGUGGAGCAUCACCUGUGCAAGCAGGCGCAGGGUGAGGAGGAGGAGGAGGAGGAAGAAGAGGCUGCCGCCGGCCAGGAGCGUGGCCCCGGCCACUGCCACCACGGUGACAUCGAGCACAGCCACAGUCCUGGUGGCACUUGCCCGCUGGCCACGCACGAGGGUGGCCCCGGCCCUGGCAAGCCGCCCGCAGGGACCCACGGGGACGGGCGGCAAAGCCUGGCCAAGGAGGGCACCCAUAUAGCACCGAAGGAAGGUGCUGGGAAGGGUGCUGCCAGCAGCCAGUAGGUGCCAGCGGGAGCGAGGCCGUGGCCGGGCGAGCCCGACACCGCGUUAUUUUUUUUAUCUGAUCAUUUUUUCUAAGAUUUUAACGGCUGCUUUGGGGCUUCCAGAGGAUUUUUUUGGUAUUUUUGUUUUUUGGUUUUUUUUUUUUUUUUACUGCCUCGGGCAGGUCCCCACCCCCGUCCCCCCGUUCCCGGUUUGGGGGGGGGGGGUUUUGGGGACAACGGCAAGCCGGGCUGCCCACCCUGUCCCCUAACCCCCCUCACCCCCCCCCCCCAUUCCCCAGGUCCCCAGUGUGGGGGACACUGGGGACACAGCUU